UCUCAGAGUCCAGGGACGAGGGUGUCAAAAUGAAAAGUUGGAGUUGAAAAUAAAAGAAGAUAAAUAGAGUUUGAAAAUACUUUCACAUCUUAUGAAAUUCCAUGUGUUUCAUGGGGGCAUUUGGUUGAUGGAAUGUGGAUUUAAUUCCAUCUUGUGAUGGGAAGUGAAACCCUUGUGUUUGUUUCGUCUCUUAAGGGGCACAAAUGUGAGGCAUAAUCUAGUAGUUGAAAUCCAAAUUCCCUAGAGGAGCGGUAGGAUUUCAUGCUUCAUGGUUAAGUUCUGGAUUGUUCUCUUUCUUUAAGUUUAUUAAUUGAUACAAUGGUAAAUAAAAUUCCUUCCUUCAGUUAAAACUCCCUCUUAAAGAAAGUUCAUCCCAGCAAAAUACUCUCGAAAAUCUAUUCCUAUCACAUUUCAUGCAUUUGUAUUCGAUGUACUGCAACAUUCACAGAACGAAUCUGUUACUGAAUCUUAUGAAUCUGGUGUUGCCUCUUGUGACCUUGUUGUCUUUUAUCUAAGACCCUUUUUAUCGUGCAGUGUCUGCUGAUAACACUAUCCUUGCAACUGGAAGUUAUGAUACCACUGUAAUGGUGUGGGAAGUAGUACGUGCCAGAGGCCACGAGAAAAGAGUUAGAAACGCACAAACAGAAGUACCUCGUAGAGACCACGUGAUUGCUCAAACCCCAUUCCAUAUCCUCUGUGGUCAUGACGAUAUAAUCACCUGCUUGUUUGUUAGUGUGGAGCUCGAUAUUGUCAUCAGUGGUUCAAAAGACGGGACUUGUAUUUUCCAUACCCUUAGGGAAGGCCGAUAUGUGAGAUCUUUGCGCCAUCCAUCUGGCCAUCCACUGUCAAAGCUUGUUGCUUCGAGGCAUGGGCAUAUAGUGUUCUAUGCCGAGGAUGAUCUUAGCCUGCAUCUCUACUCUAUCAAUGGCAAACAUCUGGCAAGUUCCGAAUCAAAUGGGCGCCUCAACUGUAUUGAACUCAGUAGGUGUGGUGAUUUUUUGGUCUGUGCUGGUGACCAAGGGCAAAUAGUUGUGCGAUCGAUGCACAAUCUCGAUGUUGUGAAGAGGUAUGUGGGAGCUGGAAAGAUGAUCACAAGCCUAGCGGUGACUCCAGAGCAAUGCUUCUUGGCUGGGACCAAAGAUGGACACAUUUUAGUUUACUCGAUAGAGAAUCCCCAACUCCGCAGAGCUGGUGCUGCUAGGAACAAGACAAGAGGCUCUGGGCCGUUGUAGAUCGAUCAGGUUGUCUGCAAGUAACAAUCACUGCUCGGUUGUCACGAUCGUAUUCACAACAGGUAUGCAAACUUUAUUUCUGUCUGUUUCAAUUGAAGCCAUGGCCGUGCAUGCUGAUUAUCGUGCUUUGCUUCUUCGAGAUUUUGACGUAUGGAAAUAAAACGGCUUGGUGAUGCAAAUUGCCACUAUUAAGUAGAAAUCUUGCUAGUAUGAAUGACAACUUUUACCUGACUCAUUAGCUCUGGUCUGCUUGGGGUAGAUAUCAUGGGGCCGGAAUCUGUUUUAUAUGAUAUUUAUUCAAAGCAUUCCCAUUUGAACUACUAUUAAACGAUAUUAUUAAUAUAACUGGGAAGUGGCCAUCUCUCAUAUAAUGAACUUUCAUACUCCAUUUUAUUCUCUCGCUUUUAUUUAUAAAAAAAAAAAAUUGUUCUUGAAUCUCUUAAGAAAGAAUCGACUUGUUUGGUCGUUUUUCUUUGAGUUGCAUAAUAAGUCCCUCUAUCGUGACACAUACCCUAAACAAAAUUACUCAACUUGACUAGUGCCUGGUGCAAAUCUGUUAAGGUAUUGAGAUAAGCCGCCUUGCCCCACUGCCAUUCCUACUUGCUAGAGUGAGAACGGACUCUAUCCCCCUUUUUUUGUUUGGCAAACAUAUUCAUUCUCUUAAUUUUAUUUUCUGCAGAAGCUGGCUUGAAGAAUCCAGAGACUGAGUUCUGCUGAAAUUACUUGGACCACAGUUUUGCUAACACAGGAGGUUUUGGUUUUAGGCAUUCUGGAGAUGAACUGUGAGGUGCUGAUUUUCAGCUGAGACUUGCAGCGCUACAGACUAGCUGAAAUGCUGGUCAUGUUGCCUUCUUAAGAUUCAGCUGCAGCCGCCAAUGAAAAGGGAAAUGCUCGCUCUUGCGGCUGGGUACUUGGAUUUGUGGAUACAUCCUUAUGCAUACUUGUAUUUGUAUACCUACCUACCUGUACAUUGUAUAGUCUUGAUAGAGGGAGAAAAUGCUACCCAAAACUUGGUCUAACAGCUGACAAUGCCAGCAGCUCUCAGGUCUAUUAUUAUCAUCUUCAGGUCAUUUGUUGUUAGGUGAUAGAGAACAGAAACUGGACAUUGUACAGAUGGAAACCCACCCUCGAUGUCAUCUACGGGAAAUGGUGGCAAUUUAGUACCGGUUAUGGCUACUGUUUUUACUUAUUUAAGAUUUAGAAAAAGAGCAAGCACGGGUACGGCAUCGAUACUCCAGUAUCAAAUAUUGAACUCUCAAAUAUCGAAUUACAACCUAAAAUCAAUCUCAACCCAAAAAUAAAUUCGGUAUCUCAAUCCCAAUCCAAAAAUGUUUAGGAAUUUCAAUCGGUAUUUUCGAAUACGAUACUAUGCAAUCAAUAGAUGAUGGUAAUAACACCCGUAUUCCUCAUCAUUUUAAAAGUUUGUAGGCUUAAAAAGUUUGCUUAUGAGAAUGUGAUGCGAGAAAAGUUAUAAAAACUUAUUGAAGUUAUAAUUAAUUGGAUUCAAUCAAGUCUUCAUCGAACUUAUUCAUUAUAGGUUCUCAUUUAGCGCAGACAGACUAGACAAAGGGUUUUGAGUCUGUCUAGCGCUAAGACAUGAUUAAGGAGAAGGGAGGAGAUGAUGAUAUCACCAUUUCUCCUCAUUGGUAAUCUUUAAUUCGAUGGAUUGGAGGUUCAUAUUUAGCGCAAAGUGACUAGACAAAGGGUCUUGAGUUCGUCUAGAGCUAGGACAUGGUUAAGGAGGAGGGAGGCGAUGAUGAUAUCUCCGUUUCUCAUCAUUGGUAAUCUUUAAUUCGAUGGAUUGGAGGUUGAGAGAUAACUAAUGAGAAUGUCUGUUUUUAAAAUGUCAUGAAAAUAACAAGAGAUUGAGUGCGAGACGAGAGUGACUUAAAUUUGAAAGCAAAAAUUGGGUUGGAUGGUGGCUUGUGAGUUGGCAAAGAUUGAAGAAGAACCAAAGUAUGUGCUAUAUUUAAUUAAUUUUUUAUUUUUGUUGUUUCUCAGUAUUUUGGUAUUUACUGAUCACAAUCUCGUAAUCUCGAAUACCAAAUAACACUUCAAAAUGAAUCACAAUCUCAAUCCUUAAAAAUAAUUGUGUGUUCGAUAAUUUGUAAUGCAAGUCAUAUCCAUUUGUAUUGUUUAAUAUUUUGUAAUAAAUGCAAGUCUUAUUCAUUUCUAUAGUAUGUAGACACAAUUUGAAAUGACAAAAGUUUAUGGUUAGCAGCAAAUCAGUUUGAUUUGUAAUGCAAGUCAUAUCCAUUUGCAUUGGAAGUAAUUUGUAAUGUAAAUUAGUUGUAAUGUACAUCAGUCUCUAAUGUAAGUAGUUUGUAUAAUAUGUAACAUGGUUGGUAUGAUGUGGUAUUUUAGUUUGUAUACUAUGUAUUCAUAGUUUGUGAUGUUUGUCAAUCUCAUUUGUAAUGUAAAUUAGUUGUAAUGUACAUUGGUCCCGUUUGUAAUGUAAGUAGUUUGUAUAAUAUGCAAUACUAGAUAAAUGGCCCGCGCUCUGCCGCGGUUAUUGUAAUUUGAGUUAUCUUAUUUCAAGAUAAUUGGUUUGCGCUCUGCAACAAAUUGUCAUCAAAACGAUUGUAUCAACAAGUUAGCUUUCAAAAAAUUUAUGUCGUAGUUUGUGGUGAAUGUCCUUAUAAAUAAAAUGAACACUAAUUGUAAGUUCAUUCAUCUUUGAUAAACUACAAUAAUUUUGGACUAAAUAGUUGGAUUAAUUAGAUAAAUGGAUUGGAUGAAUGAAUGCCUCGUACCUAAGUUUAAUUUUUUUAUGUCCCAUACAAAUAACUGGGAGAAGGUUAGAGUGAGUAGCUGGAAAUUAUGAGCAUUUACAGGACACUAACACAAUUGUGAAGAACAAAUUUAAGUUUUAACCCCAAGGCAAAAGUAAAGGUCCGUUUAAAGUAAAUUAAAAAAGAGAAUGGUUUACCAUGAGAUGUAGAUCCUUCCUUGAUGAAAUUAUCUUAUCCACUUAAAAAGCUAUCUUUCCUUUUCAAAGGGAAGAGAAUAUAAUGUCAAAUUUUUACAUACACCAUAGCAUCCUUCAUCCUUGAGAUCAAAAGAUUUGUACAGAAAUGAUAAUUAUGAUAAGGAUGAAUGACAUAAUGCACAUUUGCUUUUACUUCCAGCAUCCAUCAGCUCCAAAUUGUGCCUCGUUUCAUUCUAAGUUGUAAGAAGAUCACACUUUUAAACUUGUACUCUUUAUUUGAAGCAUUUUCCUGUGGAAUAUAUGGCUGAGGGAGGUAAUUCGUAACCACCAUCAGUUCAAGAUCAAACACACAAAUACAUGAAAUUAAGAACUGGUAUGCUAAAGCCAUCCAAGAGUUAUAAAAUCCAUGUUUCUCAUUCAUAAUGAUCUCUUAGACUUAAUUAAGUAUUCUAAUUGGU
Linum trigynum is the source of this 4619-nucleotide messenger RNA. NCBI's taxonomy places the organism in Eukaryota, Viridiplantae, Streptophyta, Magnoliopsida, Malpighiales, Linaceae. The record is from the annotation of a GenBank genome assembly.